Entelurus aequoreus (snake pipefish) is the source of this 874-nucleotide messenger RNA. Its product is annotated as dr1-associated corepressor-like. Gene Ontology annotation, molecular function: transcription corepressor activity; protein heterodimerization activity; RNA polymerase II general transcription initiation factor activity. The transcript has 5 exons. The record is from RefSeq and is a predicted model, not a curated record. Bases 91 to 624 code for a protein of 177 amino acids. Gene Ontology annotation, biological process: transcription by RNA polymerase II; negative regulation of transcription by RNA polymerase II; positive regulation of transcription by RNA polymerase II. Lineage: Eukaryota; Metazoa; Chordata; Actinopteri; Syngnathiformes; Syngnathidae. Gene Ontology annotation, cellular component: nucleus; negative cofactor 2 complex.
CGCCGAAGAAGGUAAACAAAUGGACGCGGCGACGCUUCGGGGACAAAACAUGAAACAUGUGAAGGAGCCGCGCGGCGUGGACACGUUUAGAUGCCAGGAAACAAGAGAGGAUACAGUGUUCGCUUCCCGCCGGGUCGCAUCAAAAAGAUCAUGCAGAAGAACGCUGAGGUGGGGAGGAUGGCCAUGGCGGUGCCUGUCAUCAUCUGUAUCCUUUUCACCACGUAUCAGUACUUGUUUCCACGGACUAGAAAUAAGUGUGAGACAUGCCGAGGUGUGCCUGGUCCUGAAUCUCCGAGGUCAGCACGGGUCUUGGAGAUGUUCCUGAAGUCUCUGCUCACUCAAGCGUGUUCGAUCACAGAGUCCAAGUGCAGCGGCGUGGUGUCCGUGGCGCACAUGAAGCAGUGCAUCGAGUCGGAGAAGCUCUUCCACUUCCUCAAAGACCUGGCGGAGCGAGCCUCGUUUCCGACGACACAGGAGGACAACAGGGGACUACACGUGUGGCCAAUGUACAGGGCCCAGCGACCCAGCGUCUUGCUCCAAAAAACAGCUGAAUCGAAAGAGAGUGCACCACGGCAAAGCCUGGACUCCAGCUCCAGUGAGUCGGAGCUCUUCAUCUGCUUGUGAGUCCACACGAUGCUUCCUCCUUUUUCAGACAACAUGAAGGGAAGUGUUAAUUAAGUUGGGAAACGUACAGCAGCCUUUUUAGUUUUGUUGAUUUUGUUUAAGUGCCGAGUAACACUUACUUUUUUUUUAAAAGUACAUUUUCUUUCGUGGUCUCUUUGUGCGUGUUUCAAACCCGUGGAGCUUUGUUUCAUGCCGCCGCACGUUGGAUGAAAAGAGAGGUCCUGCGGUCGAGAGAAGAAUAAAAAGAAGA